This is a messenger RNA of Coccinella septempunctata (seven-spotted ladybird), 3743 nucleotides long. RefSeq names its product chondroitin sulfate synthase 1 (gene Chsy). The record is from RefSeq and is a predicted model, not a curated record. Gene Ontology annotation, molecular function: glucuronosyl-N-acetylgalactosaminyl-proteoglycan 4-beta-N-acetylgalactosaminyltransferase activity. The coding region runs from base 494 to 2869 and encodes 791 amino acids. The transcript is spliced from 6 exons. NCBI's taxonomy places the organism in Eukaryota, Metazoa, Arthropoda, Insecta, Coleoptera, Coccinellidae. Gene Ontology annotation, cellular component: Golgi cisterna membrane.
CUGGUCGUAGUAGCACACAUACUAUACAGACAGACUGUGGCCCGUCGGCGAACGCGUCGCGGACGACGGGGUCGUGAGCGUGUUUAGUAAAAACAAACCGGUAGUUCUCGCCAAAGUCCCAUCCUACCAAGAAACGGAAACACAGGAAACCUCUGCUUCUCCGAGGUUCUCCACUAUCAUCCCUCCAGCUGAAAUAAUCCGUGUUGCUGCAGUGCGAAAAGAUAAGAUAACAUUUAUCAACGCGUGUGUACGAUAGCCCGAAACGACCGUGUAAUAUUUCUUUAUUGGUGAUACUAACGUAAUUCGAUGCCAUAUUAUUUUAUCAAUUAGAUACAGUCGAGGUACAAGUCGCAGGAAAUGCAAGCUCGUUUAUUGUCAAGUACUUACGGGACUAGAUGUAUAUUGAAUAAUGAUACCGUAAUGCGUGAGAGUGAUCUUCCGAACAGUUUUUUUCGGCUACCUACAGGUCGUGGUGAAGUGAAAUAAGCCCGCUAUGGCUAAAGUGAAGAAUAUAGUGAGGCUACUGUGGGGCGUCUUCUUAGGAAACACGUUCUGCUUCAUGAUCCUCCUCAACCACACCACCACCACCACCAAGAACGAGUGCUCAACACCAAGACACCAAGGUUUGCAACCACGUAGACUAACCUGGUCCUCGAACCGCGACAUGAAUUUGAUAAUGGUGGGUGUGAUGACUGCCCCCAAAUACUUCAACACCCGAGCUAAGGCUGUCUACAACACGUGGGGCAGAGAGGUACCUGGGGACAUCAUGUUCUACAGCUCUGAAGGCUCCCGCAGCCUUGACAUCCCUCUGAUAGCCCUCAAAGACGUAGACGACAGCUACCCACCCCAAAAGAAAUCCCUGAUGAUGCUCAAACACAUGCACGACAACUACAUCAACAAAUACGAGUGGUUCAUGAGAGCCGAUGAUGAUGUCUACGUCCGUCCAGACCGUUUGGAGGAGCUCUUAAGAUCGGUUGACAGCCGUAAGACUUGGUUCAUCGGGCAAACGGGUCGUGGGAACAGCGAGGAAUUUGGGCUGUUGUCUUUAGACAGCGAUGAGAAUUUCUGUAUGGGAGGCCCUGGGGUGAUUUUCAGCAGGGAGACGUUGAAGAGGGUGGCGCCUUUCGUGGAGGACUGUUUGAGGCAUCUUUACACCACCCACGAGGAUGUGGAGCUGGGGAGGUGCGUGAGAAGAUUCGCUGGAGUUUCUUGUACUUGGUCCUACCAGGCGAGUGACUGCGAUUGUAAGAUGCAAGUAAUAUUCUACCAUAACCAGAGUGGAAAUUCAGCUUUCACAGGUGAUCUGAAACAGAAAGAAAUACACCAGGCCAUCACAUUACAUCCAGUGAAGCAUUCAGAGCAUUUAUACAGGCUUCACAAUUAUUUGAAGGGGCUGAAAAUACAGAAAAACCAGCAUGACGUUUUGAACCUACAGAGGGAUUUACUCUAUUCAAUGGCAGCUUUGGGCUUUGAGGACCAUUCAGACGGGGAAAUUCCGAGCAUGUUGUCGCCUCAUGCCGAACAGAAGAAUUCAUUCUGGAACAGAACAGAUAUCGAGAUUCCUGCUAGUAUUAGAAGACAUCCACCUGAAAGUUUGGAGAAUCUUAGUGAAUGGGAGUUUUUAUCAAACAGUCUUUAUUCUACUUCCGAUUUAAAUCCAAGACGCAGGUAUGGAACUUCUCUAAAGGAGGGGCUGAACGACGCUAUUGUAGAGGUCAUGGAACUCAUAAACCACUACUCAAAACAACGGGGCCGACUGAUUGAGUUCAAAGAAAUAAUGUAUGCUUAUUGGCGAAUGAAUCCCAUUUAUGGCGUCGAAUACGUCUUGGAUCUUCUCCUGGUUUACAGGAAAUACAGAGGUCACAAAAUGACCAUACCGGUCCGUAGACAUGCUUACAUCCAGCAGACUUUUACAGGUCUCUACAUAAGAGACGUUGAAGCCGAUUCAUCGAUACAGGAAAGCGUCCCUAACGACGUGUCAGUACCGGUCCAUAAGCAGCUCCAACACGUCCUCCUGAACCUCCACAAGAACCUACAACCCUUCUUCAAAUUCGGCAGAAACGAGGAGGAAAAACUGAUCCAUUUCAUACUUCCCCUAUCCGGAAGAUUCGACGUGUUCAAGAGAUUCAUGCAGGUGUACGAAAAGACGUGCCUGGUCAGACAGGAGAACACACAAUUGAACAUAAUUCUCUACGAAAACCCAGAAACGCCCGGGGACGUGGAGAGCACGAAGAAUCUCGUACAGGAAAUGGGGAAUAAAUAUUAUUACGGCAGGAUAUCUGUCACGUUUAUUAAGGAAAAAUUUUCGAGGGGACCAGCUUUGCACUUCGGGGUUAACAACCUCCAGGAACAAGACUUAAUGUUGUUUAUAGACGUUGAUAUGGUUUUCAACGAAGAUACGCUAGCGAGGAUAAGGAAGAACACGGUCGCCAACAAAUCGGUUUAUUUCCCCAUUGUGUUCAGCCUGUACAAUCCGAACAUCCUUAAGGUCUUCAGGGGUGAAAACUGGUGGGACAACCAAGAUAUAAUUCAUGAGAAUCACGGGUUUUGGAGGCAGUUCGGUUUCGGAAUAGUGAGCCUGUACAAAUCGGACUAUUUGAAACUAGGAGGCUUUAAUCUCCUGAUCAGCGGUUGGGGUUUCGAGGAUGUCACAUUCUACGACAAAGCAAUCAAGUCCGGUUUGCACAUAGUCAGAAGCACUGAUCCAAACUUAAUCCACGUUUACCACGCCAUCCACUGCGAUCCAGAUCUGGAUAAUACCCAGCGACAGAUGUGUCUGGGAACUGAAGCGAGUACUCUGGGUUCUUUACAGACGUUGCAGAGAAUUUAUAGUGAUUACAGCCAUUUGUUCGAACCUUCCGUGAGAUAAAACGAAGGUUCCCGAUGACUUUGGAUGUUCAAACGCAUCACCGAAAGUGCCAAAUGAAAUUAAUUAUUCUCGCGAGCUGGGAUAUACGGAUAUUCCAGUCGAUAUUGUUCAGCAUCAUCUCAAGACUGCGUUAAAUCGAUAUAGUAUUAAUUAUGAAGUUGUCUGUGUUAAAACGUUAUACAUAGUUCCUUCCAUUUUAUCUCUGCUAAUAUUUUCAAUCGAAGACAAUCGAAAGUACGAGACGAGAAGCCAUUUGACUUUCAAAUUGAACAAUGGUAAUUUAAAUGCGCCAGUAAUGAAUAAAAUUUGCGUUUCAGUGAGAGAAUUAGCGAAAAGAAAGGUAAAUAUUUGUCUGUCUUGCACAAAUGCGACAUAUCUUUCAUUUCUGAAGACUUCACAUUGUUUUACUAAAUGGAAAAUAAAUAUCCUGUAUAUUUCCAAUCCAAUUAUAUUGGAUGUGUGGAGAAUACUCAAUCAUAUCAUUCUAGUUCCACUCAGAAAUAGACUGACAAAUUUCGCUUAUAAAUAUAAAAUUCUCACUAUUAUUAGUUGAAUGUAAUUUUCCCCAGUGAAGAAAGUUCACAUAAUGAAAACUGAGUUUUCCUACUUACUCAUUAGUAUUCCUGGCAACUAAGCUUAUUUCUAAAUAUUCGGCAAAAACAAGUUUUCAAUAUAUCUGAGCAGAAUCUGACUCAAUUCUCCUACGAAAAAUCAAAUGAAUUUCUAUCAGUUUAAAUUGCCUUACCAAAGCCAUUAUCAGUGAAAUAUCAUGACAAUAAAUUUAAGUUUACAUAAAAUGUCUGUGAUGCCAUCUUCUUCAUUAUUCUUUCGAUGUAUAUAAUUCAUUUUGUGAAUAAAAACUAAUGCAUGUGUA